Lolium perenne is the source of this 1747-nucleotide messenger RNA. RefSeq lists its product as uncharacterized. The record is from RefSeq and is a predicted model, not a curated record. NCBI's taxonomy places the organism in Eukaryota, Viridiplantae, Streptophyta, Magnoliopsida, Poales, Poaceae.
GUGCUGAUUCAGAGCCCUCGUUUUCCACAUUAGGGGCUGGCCUCCCCCAAGUUGUUCCUACCUCCUACUGUCCUCCAUUCACAUGCAUGGCGAUGGUGAGACAUGCCAUGCUCCCCAAAUCAUCACAGCUACUGUACCUUGUGGUGUAUAUAUAUAUUCUUCUCCUCUUUACACCUGUUGCACACACAGUACACUAACCAGCUCGAUCUCAAUUACACGGACUGCACUUCAUCUGGCUCUGAUCUCUCUACCUUCUGAUCCUUCCUCCAAGCUGCUGACAUGGUAGGCAGCAAGACGCACCACCACGCCUCCUCCUCCCUCCUGCCGGAGGAGCUCAACCUCCUGCACCACAAGGCAAUGUGCUCCCCAGAAGGCGGUGGGGUCGUCGUCCAUGGCGCCGGGGGCGGCCGAAGCGCGCUGGGUCAGUGGAAAGGCCGGCUGCUCGGCGCCCUCCGGCCCCGGCGCCCCCGCUGCGUCGUGUGCCUCCAGGUGCAGCGCGUCACCGGCAUGCCCCCCGCGGCCGAGGGGCGCGGCGUGGUGGUCGGGUGGAGGAGCAAGGGCGGCGAGGGCGAGCACACGGCGCCGGCGCAGGUAUCCCGGGACGGCGCGGCCGCGUUCAAUGAGACGUUCCUGCACUACUUCAGCGCGGGCGGCGCCACGCUGCGGAGCUUCACUGUGUGGGCGGCGCUGGUGGCGGACACGGCGACCGGCGUGGCCGGGAGAGGGGACAUCGGCGCGUUCCCCGUCGACCUCGCCGAGGCGGCCGCGGACGAGAGCAACAACCCGAGGUUCGGCGGCAAGGCGCUCAGCUUCCCGCUAGGCGGGGCGGCCGCCGGGGCGGUGCUCACCGUCAGCGUUUACUGCAGAGUGAUGGAGGAGGAGGAGAUGAUGCAUGGCGCCAACGGCCAUCCGCGGGAGAGGAAGAACAAGGGCAAGAGCUCCUACGCCUCCUGCCUGCCGGACCUGAGCUGCCUCCGGAACAGGCCAGCCUCGGCGGCGAUGGCGUCGUCAGGUUCUGCGCGGCGUGCGACGUCUCUCCGGUCUGACCGUGGAGGCUUCAUUACGAUCGAGAACUCGGUGGCUGAGAUGGAGAGCGGCGCCGACGACGGCGCGUUCGGCCGCUUAGAGGACGACGAGGAGGAAGGCGCGGGGUUCAUCACGAUGGAGAAGGGUAAGAUCUCGUCGGGGUCACGGCGGGCGCUGCACCCGGACCACGAGGAGGAGGACGAGAAGCCAUGCCUGUUCAUGGAGCUGUCCGGAGAGGCGGCGGGGUUCGACGUGGAGGAGGUGGAGGACGAGUUCCUGGCGAUGCUGGAGGACAAGUACUGGGCGGAGCUGGCACGGAGCAAGGAGAUCGAGAAGGGGCUGAGCGUGAGCCUGGACGUCGGGCUUGACCUCGGCCUAAACCUGGACUCGCUCAUCAGGGACGCCGAGAUGGAGCUGGGCAGGGCGGAGCAGGCGUGGAAGAGCAAGGUCGGCGCCGCCAUCGUCGAGGAGGAGGAGUACAAGGAGCUCGUCCGCCGGUGGAGCGCCAACGCCUCCAACUCCGGCUGCUCCUGGGGAUUCGGCUUCGGCAGCCCCAUCUGAUCACCAGCGCCGCCAAGUCUAGCUCGCCGCCUCAUUGGCACUGUUACAUCGCUCAUGUAACGUGGGACAAGCCCGCGUGUAAGCCUAAUUAAGUAUACUACAGUAGUGUGUAAAAUAUAAAUACCAAGGAUUCCUGCAACAUUUGGGAUACAAGAACGUG